AUGAAAACAGGGUUCCACUUCCACCCCAUGCUCCGCCAUCUCCACCGCCCCCCCAAAAUGAUGUGCAGGAUAAUUUUUCUUGGGCUCCGUUCAAAGACCGCGCUGCCUUCAACUUCGCCGACCUUCAUUUUGUUGAGAUGCAAAGCUCCAAGAGGUCAAUAA
Laccaria bicolor S238N-H82 is the source of this 162-nucleotide messenger RNA. RefSeq lists its product as uncharacterized. Lineage: Eukaryota; Fungi; Basidiomycota; Agaricomycetes; Agaricales; Hydnangiaceae. The record is from RefSeq and is a predicted model, not a curated record. Bases 1 to 162 code for a protein of 53 amino acids. The transcript has a single exon.